AUGCUGAAGUUGAGCGUGGAGCUUACUGAAGAUUUGAAUAUUUUGGAAACUGGCUCGAUGCUCCUAGAAUCAUCAUCACUCGUGCAAACGCAGCUCGACCCAUCAGCGGGAAACUUAAGCCUGCCUAUCUUUCGCAUGCUCAGCCACUCUACACGAUUUUUGUAUUUGCUUUCACGCUUAACCGGCACGUCGGACAUCUCUUUCGGGCCGACACCUCCGGAGUCAGGCUAUGACGGCUGGGAUUCUCUCAAUCAGACACCCAAUUCAACUGACCAGUCGACAAGUCUACGUGAUGACUAUGAGGAUAGCACAGAGCGAGUAGUCGCAACAGCAUCGUCGUAUGACUCAGGAUACCGGACAGCGACUGGAUCACCACAGGAGCCAACUAAGACCACUUUCAUGUGGGACAUAACGACUACUUUAAGCAUCCUGACCAGUUAUGUAUCUCUUCUUCGAGUUUAUCGUGCUGUUUUUACCCGACUCUGUCAACUUAUCCUCAUCAUCCCUCCGUCAAAUGUCGGAGCAUUUCUCAUGCUCCCGAGCCUACAACUCGGACAAUUUCACAUGGACCAAAAUUUGUCUGUCCAAAUUCAAGUCAUAACGGAGCUCAGUUCCGACAUGUUGAGCAAGGUUGAACGUGCUCUCGGACUGGUUUCAGAUUCGGGUCGAGAGCAAGAUGCAGACUCUGUUCACACAGUGCCCAUAUUGGAGGAUGCCUUCUUGAUUUCGAUACGUGAUCUUAUUUUGGGUCAGGAAAAUUCAUCCUACAAGAUGUCGUUGAGGGACACAAUGAACCGUCUAUGUCAACUAGUGAAGGAACCUGCUGGGGCUUAA
This is a messenger RNA of Penicillium riverlandense, 834 nucleotides long. RefSeq lists its product as uncharacterized. NCBI's taxonomy places the organism in Eukaryota, Fungi, Ascomycota, Eurotiomycetes, Eurotiales, Aspergillaceae. The record is from RefSeq and is a predicted model, not a curated record. The transcript has a single exon. Bases 1 to 834 code for a protein of 277 amino acids.